AUCAGAUAGCGUUAAAUGAAUAAUUAUGAAUUUGUACGGAUUAAGAAGUCUUCCAUGGAAGAAUAUGACUGUACCGAUCAGCUGAUGUCAUGUAAAUAUGACGAGAUUGACGUUUCACUGACACUGUCAAGUCCGGGAAGUUGUAAAUACUCCUUCCGUGUUGAGCCAAGUACAGUCAUGGCAACUACUACGCUGCGCGGUCUCCUGAACGAAUUGCGGCUUGCGUCUCCUAAUGGAAGACUAGAAAACUCCCUCGCCGCUAAGUAUAUAAUAGCGCAAUUCCGGAAGUAUAAGACAACUGAUCAGCAACUCUGUAAAGCCAGGGAAGAAAUGCAUUUCCUCGGCAAGACGUACCUAUGUUACCUGAAGAGCCUAAGAACGCAGGCGGAAAUCAGCAAGGAGUACCAUGGUCGAGGGGAGAGGACCGUGAAGGAAACAGCAGAUCUGGUUGGUUUCAAAUUGCCCACAGAUCCCAAGUAGUGCGAGAGUAGUUAUUAGGUAUAUCUAUAAUGUACAUAAUGUAAAGUUAUGUAUACAAUAAACUGAGGUGCAUCCAGUA
Molecule: messenger RNA, 559 nt
Organism: Hermetia illucens (black soldier fly)
Lineage: Eukaryota; Metazoa; Arthropoda; Insecta; Diptera; Stratiomyidae
Product: protein FMC1 homolog
Exons: 3
Coding region: 16-480 (154 amino acids)
Cellular component (GO): mitochondrion
Source: RefSeq, a predicted model, not a curated record